GCUGCCGCCGAAGAGGAGACCGGAGCCGCGAGCGCCACCAGGGCAGCAGCCGCCGCAGCCGCCGCCGCUGGGUUGAGGAGCUGGAGACGCGGGCUGACGAGGUGGCGGCGGCGGCGGAGCGGGAGCGGGGACCGGGCGCGGGCAGAGCGCGGCGGCGCGGGUGUAGUCCAGAGAGCAGUCUUCAGACAUCUUUGCUGUAUUGACUCUGAGCUGUCAGGGGACUCAGGCUUAUGAGGAGGUACUGUCACACAAAACAGUGUCUAGUGAAGACGACAAGAAAGAGGGGAAAGGAUCGGAAAAAGAAGCUAAAACACUAUAGAAAACCAUGAGAUCUAUUAGAUCUUUUGCCAAUGAUGAUCGCCAUGUGAUGGUGAAACAUUCAACAAUCUACCCAUCUCCUGAGGAACUUGAAGCUGUUCAGAAUAUGGUGUCUACUGUUGAAUGUGCUCUUAAACAUGUCUCAGAUUGGCUGGAUGAAACAAAUAAAGGAGCAAAAACAGAGGGCGAGACAGAAGUGAAGAAGGAUGAGGCCAUAGACACCUAUUCCAAGGAUCAAGGUGGUCGGACGUUGUGUGGUGUAAUGAGGAUUGGCCUGGUUGCAAAGGGCUUGCUGAUUAAAGAUGAUAUGGACUUGGAGCUGGUUUUAAUGUGCAAAGACAAACCCACAGAGACCCUGUUAAAUACAGUCAAAGAUAAUCUUCCCAUUCAGAUUCAGAAACUCACAGAAGAGAAAUAUGAAGUGGAACAGUGUGUGGAUGAGGCAUCCAUUAUAAUCCGGAACACCAAGGAGCCCACGCUGACUUUGAAGGUGAUCCUCACAUCCCCUCUCAUUAGGGAUGAAUUGGAGAAGAAGGAUGGAGAAAAGGUUGCGAUGAAGGACCCUCCAGACUUACUGGACAGGCAGAAAUGUCUGAAUGCCUUGGCGUCUCUCCGGCAUGCCAAAUGGUUUCAGGCAAGGGCAAAUGGAUUAAAAUCAUGUGUAAUUGUCCUUCGCAUUCUGCGUGAUUUGUGCAACAGAGUCCCCACAUGGGCACCAUUGAAAGGAUGGCCACUAGAGCUUAUAUGUGAAAAGUCUAUAGGUACUUGUAAUAGACCUUUGGGCGCUGGGGAGGCCUUGAGACGAGUAAUGGAGUGUUUGGCAUCUGGAAUACUACUUCCUGGGGGUCCUGGUCUUCAUGAUCCUUGUGAGCGAGACCCAACAGAUGCUCUGAGCUAUAUGACCAUCCAGCAAAAAGAAGAUAUUACCCACAGCGCCCAGCAUGCACUAAGACUGUCAGCCUUUGGCCAGAUUUAUAAAGUGCUGGAGAUGGACCCCCUUCCAUCUAGCAAGCCUUUUCAGAAAUACUCCUGGUCAGUUACUGAUAAAGAAGGUGCUGGGUCUUCAGCUCUGAAGAGGCCAUUUGAAGAUGGAUUAGGGGAUGAUAAAGAUCCAAAUAAGAAGAUGAAACGAAAUUUAAGGAAAAUUCUGGAUAGUAAAGCAAUAGACCUUAUGAAUGCACUAAUGAGGCUAAAUCAGAUCAGGCCAGGGCUUCAGUACAAGCUCUUAUCUCAGUCUGGCCCCGUCCAUGCUCCUGUCUUUACAAUGUCUGUAGAUGUGGAUGGCACAACAUACGAAGCCUCAGGACCAUCCAAGAAAACAGCAAAACUUCAUGUAGCAGUGAAGGUGUUACAGGCAAUGGGAUACCCAACAGGCUUUGAUGCAGACAUUGAAUGUAUGAGUUCCGAUGAAAAAUCAGAUAAUGAAAGCAAAAAUGAAACCGUGUCUUCAAACUCAAGCAAUAAUACUGGAAAUUCUACAACUGAAACCUCCAGUACCUUAGAGGUCAGAACUCAGGGCCCUAUCCUCACAGCAAGUGGCAAAAAUCCUGUAAUGGAGCUCAAUGAGAAAAGAAGAGGUCUUAAGUACGAACUCAUCUCGGAGACUGGUGGGAGCCACGACAAACGCUUCGUGAUGGAGGUAGAAGUGGAUGGACAGAAAUUCAGAGGUGCAGGUCCAAAUAAGAAAGUGGCAAAGGCAAGUGCAGCAUUAGCUGCCCUGGAGAAGCUGUUUUCUGGACCCAAUGCAGCAAAUAAUAAGAAAAAGAAGAUUAUCCCUCAGGCAAAGGGUAUUGUGAACACAGCUGUGUCUGCAGCAGUCCAAGCUGUUCGGGGCAGAGGAAGAGGAACUUUAACAAGGGGAGCUUUUGUUGGGGCCACAGCUGCUCCUGGAUACAUAGCUCCAGGCUAUGGAACACCAUAUGGUUACAGCACAGCUGCCCCUGCCUAUGGUUAAUACUUUUAAGCAGUUUUCAGCACGUUUAUCUCACUUUAUUCUCGUUCUCCUCGGACCUCCGUAGCCAUAUCACUUGUAUAAAAUAGGCUGAGAUAUAGUGACUGUAAGCUGUGCUCUCAGUGUACAAAGGUAAGCUCUUUUACUUUCUGAUUCAAGAGAAAAGUGAUUGAAAACCAAUGAACACAGCAUGCAUGCAUAUAUGACAAUCAUAUAUGAUGUAUUUGAUCUCUUAGGUGUUAUGCCAUCACAUUACCUUUAGAAAUUUGUAUGAUCUAAAUGUCAAAUAAUUAUUUUCAGCAUUUAAUACCCUUGUGAUUACCUUCUGUUUAAGAGAGACGCUUUUACAGAGCUGAGUGUGUGUGGGGGUGUGUGUAGAACACAUAUGACAUAUACCUGAUUACACACACAUGCCUGUUUAAAUAAAAGAAUUCAGGGUGGAAAGAGUUCACCUAAGAAGACUUUAAUGUCAGGGCACUCUUUUGGCCAAAAUGCUGGAAUUUCAUAAGCAGCAAGAUUGGUAACCAUGCUGGUGGGAUCCACUCGUAUGUAGCUAUUAAGCUGAGGAUCGAAGUGCCAAUUUCUCAAAGAGAGAAAUUUCUCUGAGAAAUGAAAAUCUCUGAUAUGUGUUGUAUGCCCCAAUACAACAGCAGCACGAAGCCAUAAAAAAACAAGCAAUAGAAAUGAAAAAACCAAAACAUUAAGGUAACUGGGAACAUGAUUGAUUGAGGUGAGCUGACUAUGUGCAGAACCAACUUGGGCAAGACUCAGAAUGGUUAAUACCUAGUUUGCAGAGACCAAAUAGAUUUAAGGCAACUCACUUAUCUUUUUCUAGGUUAGGUAGCUAGAUGUUUAUUUCCCGCCUUUGCAACUACCGUGGAGUUUACUUAAAAGAUGUGAGGUUUAGGCCAAAUAUUUUAAUAAGGAUUUGCUUCGUUUAGCGCGUCCCAUAAAUGCAUUUCAUAUGUGUCAGAUGUUCUGUGCUAAGGCUGUAUUUUAUAGAGAGAUUAAAAUGAAUUUUAUGUUUUCUAUUUGUCUCUAAGUAGCAGUUUUCUUUUUAUCACUAACUUGAAGGUUGCUGGAACAACAUUCUUUCCCAUACAGAAUCUUUAUGUACGUUGAAUGUGGCUUUCGCAUCCAUAAAGGUGGUAUGAGGUCUCGAUGACUAGUCCCAGGUACAUUCCAGUUCUGCUCAGACAGCCCAGUGCCCAGGCCGCGCUGGGCCCCUCUCUGAAUACCAGUCAGACAGAGGCCUGCCCGGUGGGAGCGCUUUAUGCCUGAGAGUCUCCUUGUUGGGGGAAUUGGGCAAAUAAUGCGUUAGCAGUAUCAAAAGUGUAUUAUUCAUUUAAUAGUUUAUCUGUACAUUAAUAAUGCGGGCCCUCUGACAUCACUGAAAUGGGCCUCGUUUGGAAAUGCGCCGCUCACUUUAAAUAUUUCCCUGCCAGUUUGGACAGCUCAGAACCAGCUCUGGUUUAUGUUCAUCGACUUCUGUCCACGUGUAAGUGAACUGAAUGAAAUGAACAAUGAAUACCCCAGUCCUUCUGAAACAGCUUUAUGAGACAGAAAAAAGCAAACUGGUUAAUUCAAAUACUCACCAUAUUUUUUUAAUGACAAAUGAGGGGGGUUUACCCUUCUAAUAAAUCAUUCAUUAUAACUUCCCUGUUUCCUAGGCCUCAUUAAUAAUCGCAGUGGAGGUAAAUUUUCAGUCGUGAGUUAGGGGAAUGAACCGCGGAGAUGAUCCCUGCACUGCGUCCCCUGCAGUUAGAGCCCUAAAAGCCAGCGCUGCUGGGAGCAGUUGAAGCUGCAAACAGCCUGCUCUGUGAGUGGUCUGCCCUGAGUGCCGUUGAGCUCAGGCCUGGCCUCCGUGCCGGCCGGGGGCGGAGUUCCCUGUGGUCGUCAGAACAAGGAAGGUUCUGUUUUAGUCAGACUCACACUGAUGCCGCACCACCCAGUGACCAGCGCUGUCUCCGUGUCACCCGGGGGCCUGGAAGGGGGAUGGGUGGUGGUGAGUACCGAGCGCAGAGCCGAAGAACGGCCGUCUGUGGAGGUGGGUUUCAGUGUCGGUGUGAGUGUCUCGAGCAUCCUGCAUCCUGCUGCACGGAGCAGGGAGCUGGUGCUUCUCACAGAGCAGCGAGUCCCUUCCUUUCCAGGAGCAUCUUCCAAAGAGAGUUUUAGGGCAAGAAUUUGAGUUGAGUUAGUUGUAAGAAUAGAUAUCCUUUCUCACAUUAUCAUUUUAGGUAAGAGCUAACAGCUUCCAUUGAUGCCUGAAGAGUGAACUUUGGAGAUUUUUAAAAUAGCACCCUAAUGCAAAUUAGGUUAUGUAAGCUUCACAGCACAGCUAGAAAUAUGGAAUAGAAACCAUGUGGGAAUCUGGACCAAAGAAUCUCUCCCCUCCAGCAAGUUCCCUUGGGGCUUGGGAAUUAGGUGAGUUAAUACACUAAAGUGCUUUGAAUAGUACCUCCUGGGCACGUGGUCGUACCCAGGAACCGGUGACUGUCCUUCCCUUGGUUGGCUGAGGUGACAGUGUGUGAGGGAGGCCAGGCUGUGCUGGCGGUUAGUUAGCGUGGUAGCUUGGAAACAGGUGUGUGGCCUGCUCGGGGGCGGCUGCGUUGGUUCCUCGGUGCCGACAGGUGUGGGGUGCGCCCCGUUGUGGGCACAGGCCUGUCUUCACCAUCUGAAGCCCAGACAGGAAACAGAGCAAACGUUUGGUGGGAGCCGGUGUGAGGAGGUCACUGCGGACCGUGCUGGAUGAAAACGCUCCCUCCGUUCCUGCGGCGGCGGUGAAGCCAUCGGCCGGUCCGCUGCCAGGGCUUCGCAAACGCCCGCUUCGGGAUUGAAGUGUGCCCAAAACGGCUGAGUUUAAAUUACCAACUCGUUGACUCCAAGUUUCCGACCAGUGCUUCAAUGAGAAAAAAGAGUGUGUUUGGUUACAGCUCGCCCCGGAAUCCAACUUUCAGAGUGCACCAGGGUUUGGCAGGUAGAAGGCAAGUUACUAGAAACCACAGACAAAAAAGAGGAGUUUGAGUGGCGUGCCCAGAAGGCUUUUGACUUGGGUGCUUCUCUGAACAGCAUUCCUGCGACUUCUCUCUCCAUUUGCUUCAGCAUUUUGAGGGGAAAAUCUAUACUCGUCACUAUGUAAAGCCUCCCUUCUGUUAAAUUUUUUUUUUAAAUUUUAUUUAUUGAUUUUAGAGAGAGAGAAACAUUGAUUUGUCAUUCCAUUUAUUGAUGUAUUCAUUGGUUGAUUCUUGCGUGUGCCCUGACCGGGGAUUGAACCCACAACCUUGGUGCAUGGGGAUGCCGCUCUAACCAACUGAGCUUCCAGGCCGGGGCCUGUCUGUUAAUUUUAGGGAAAAAACCCAUCUUCCAACCUAUACAUCUGUCUGUCCAUUCUACCCACUUCGCUAUCUAUCUAGGCAGUUGGUAAGUUGCUUUUCAGCAUAAGGAAGAAGAAGUGGGUAGGCGGUGACGCUGUUGAGUGCAGGGCAGACCUCUUCCUGUCCGUUCCGGCCGCCACGUGCCGUCUGUGGACUGCGGGAGCCUGCGAGGGAAGGUGCGGAGGUGCCCCUGUCUGCUGCUAGAGGCGCUGAGUGGGGAGUGCAGAUUGAGUCCCGUGAUGCUCUCAGGUCAUAAAAACUGUAGAUAGGGGCUGAGUAUAUCCUUUAAAAAAUAAGACAGAUUUGCAUUCUGUUCAAGAUAUUUUAAGCCUGAGAUGUUUGUGUAAACUGAUGAACCAAUAGAAGUUACUCCUCUCCUCAGCUGUGGCUGUUUGGUGGAUUCAUUGCCUCGUGGAGCCAGUGUUGAAUGCGGGCCUCUUUUUUACCUCAGCCGGUCAGUUCAUAUUUUAUUAUUUGGUCCUUUUAAGGUGGAUCUUGGUCUUUCUUGGCAGAACUUUGCCGUUUCUACACCGUGCUGGCCCUGCUGGUGGGCAGCGUGGAGACUGCCGUCAUGUGCCUGCCCAUGCGGUUUAAGCAAGUCUGACUAGCACGUCCUAGCUGGAGAUGUACGAUCCCGAGUCACGUGUUUUGCUGCUCACGGACUGCAGGAAGGAACGGGGUUCCGUUGGCUGCUGUGAAGACAUCUCUUAGCACCACCUAGGAGCUCAGUUUUUCUCAGCUUUGUUUCAGUUUCUCCUAUCUUGAUUCUUUUAUACAAUUUGCAUGACUGGUCUCUGCAUUCAAAUGUCAGCUAAUUGUCCUAGGUAAUUAAGUUAACAGUAGCCUUCAGUUUAGGUCAUUCUGGGCUUAUGGGCAGUAGUAGACUGAAGAAGUAGGAAUGGAAGGAAGGAAGGAAGGAAGGAAGGAAGGAGAGGAAAGGAAGAUGCUAAAAAUGGUCUAUUGUGUGCACCAGGCGCUUGGACAGUCUUCGCACACGAACUCCGGAGGUGGUGGUAUCCCUGUUUGACAGGUGAAAAAACAAUGAGGCUCAGAGCUGAAUGCUGGAGUCAAGAAUGAAGCCCAGCUCUGCUCAGAGCCAAAGCCCCUUUCUAGUAGCGUGCUGUGGAUUACCAGUCUGGGAAGGGAAGUGGGGGCAGGGCAGUGGGCGCGGCCCCGUGCAGCUGCAGGGGCCUGAACUCCGGCAGGGGCCUUUCAGGAUCUUUUGAGCUCAGGGCUUAGAAGCUGUCCUAGACUCCUGGGCUGGAACCUGGGCUCUGUCUUCACCCCAUUUUACAUAAGAUGCCCUUGUGUAAAAUAGGGUGGUUUUCUUUCAGACCAAUUGAGAAAGCUUAUUUAACAAACUAGCAAGAUAGACUCGAAGACUAAGGUGUGGCUGUAUAAACUGAGGAAGCUGUUGUAUUUGAAGCUUGUUUUUGUUUGUCAAUGAGAAAUUGAGGUAGACUUUUAUUUACCUAGUCUCUGAGUACACUCUCUCUGGCCUGAGGUUGGUGACGGGGAUGUCUUAAAAGAUCUGAGCCAGACUCUGAAGGAAGGCUGGGGAGGCUUCGUCUCACUGGGCGAGAGGAGGAGGAGCGUGGAGGGGCAGCCGCCCGGGUUUGGGUGGAAGUGCGGGGAGCGAGUGCGAAGGGCAGACCGCAGUGGCCUGUUCCGAUGACCGCAGUGUUCCUAGGCUGGCCUUCAGGGCGGGCUGCCAGCCUGGGGUCAGGAGGCUUCCCCCUGGGUCGGUGGUGCUUGAGCAGCCCUGCCUGGACGAUGGCCUUCGGUCUCUGACUGACUGAGUGGCUCUGGGGACUGGCCUGCUCUCCUGCUGCUGCAGACGCCCCCCGCCGGCUCCUCUGCUGCGCGCCAGCGAGGUCUCCGCUGGGGCUCAGUGGGCGUGGGAAUGGACGCGGAACCCUCUUUCGGGGAAGAUACCCUCCCUCACCCCAAGUCAUCGUCAUCCUUGGCAGCCACCUGCCAUAAUCCUGGAGGGGGGCAAGAGAAAGGAACUUCUUUCUCUGUAUUGUUACUGUUGACACGUUCCCAUUCCCCCACCCCCCACCCCUUUGCCCCUCUCCUCCCAGCCCCCAGGGCCCCUGCCCUCUGGCCAUCACCACCGUUGUCGGCGUCCAUGAGUUAUACACGUAUUUUUCUCUUAUUCCUUGGCCUUCUUACAUCCAUUCCCUCCCUCUUUUAAACCCAGGCGGUACGCAGCCUAGAGCAAUGACUGUGCGUGAGGGAGACUGAGUAUGUGGCAUCUGUGUCGGGGACAGUUUAGCUAAGCCCUCUGCUGGUCACCUCUGCGUGUCCAGCUCCACCCCUGCCACCUGGAGGGGGAGCAGCGCACGGACUGUUCCUGCCUCGCGGACAAGGAGAGGGAGGCCCGGAGACCUCCCGACCACCCAGCUUGCUUGUGGCAAAUUUAGUGGCUCCUGAUUGGUGAAUUUUUAACCAAAAAGAAAAAAGAACAUUUCUCCUACUGUUUUUAGGGUUAACAGAGCCCUUUCAUAGGGAUGAGAUUUGAACUCCACCACAGUUGUGGGAUCUAGAAGUUUCCCUUUUACAGGUGAGGAGAUGGAGGCUUAGCCAAACUAGCUUGCCCCCAGGUACCCAGUUAGUAAGCGGCCGGGCCCCCCCACCGUGGUUGUGGGCUCAGCGCUGGUGGUGUGUGCGACUGGUGCGGACUGCAGCCCAUCCUGACUUCCAGAGCCCUCGGUAAGCUUCCUCUCCCCUGAGGCAUUCUCCUUAACGACUCUUGAUUUGAAACAGAAACAAAACAAGCAAAACCAACCCACCUCUUGCCUUCACCACCGCCCAUGGGAAAAGAAAGGGUUCAGAUGUCACCCAGCUGUUGGUCUGCUUGCUCCUGGGCGGGUCACCUCGGGCAGGCAGCCUGCGCGGGGUGGUGGUGGUUUGGCGCCAGCCUCGUGAUCGGUGGGUCCCACACACCGUCUCUGUGCUACACCGGACCCUGCAGUGAGGUGCAGACCGGGCGAUGCCGCUGGGCAGAGCGCCCGAGGCUGGGACAGCGGGGAGUGUGCUUUCUGGGUCCGGCUGCCCCCACGUUUCCCCACGCGCUCUGAUGCUGGGAUCUCACUGGACCUUCCACUGUGUAGUCUCAGAAACUGCCCCCCUUUCCUGCAUCCUACAUGCUGCAGCGGCUACACUAACAUCGCGGGGGGGGCACACCCUCUGGGGGGCGGCACCUGAGAAACUCAGGAAAGCCAAGAGCCCUUCAGAGUGAGAUUCAGUGAAGCCGAAGAGAACAUGGGCCAUCAGCUACUUUUAAGGGGUUCUAGUUUGUUGUGUUACGUGGCUCCAGAAGGGUCAAGACGGUCUUUGGAAGCCAGCUGGGCAGUGUGAGCUGCAGUGCGCCUCCCGUGUCGGGACAUGGGGCUGCCCUGGGAGUAGGGUGGUGAGGGUGCUCUCCGGGGCGGUUGAGCCAGAGCACAGAAGUACAGAGGAGUUCCUCCCAUGGUGUGACGGGUGAUGUUGCCAAGACCACAGGUUCCCUCUUGGGCACAUGGAUUUAUCCAGAAACGUUCCCUGCCACCUACUGCUACUUACCGGGGUGUUGAAGGAGAAGGAACAGUUAGAGAAAAGGUCCGGGUUUUCAGACAACUGAACAGAAGGUGACAGCACAGACCAAGUUGGAGAACACGGGGUGAGGGGGGGAGAGGACGCUCAGGGCUUGGGAAAGCUCGGCACAGGUCCCGCACUGUCCGGCAUGGAGGGGCCCUGGGAAAAGUCCUCUGAGCUGGGCGGGGCCUGUCUGCCUUGCAAGUGGUGAGAUUGCAGGAAGGGGCCGUGGCCUCCAGGGGCAGCGCAAAGGGCCUUGUUCACGGAGGCCGUCUGGUCGGAGGGUUAAGCAGCAGGUGAGGUGUGGGGUGUAGGGCCACUUCAGCGAUCGUCAUCUUCCAAGACGGGGUGAGAAUUCGGGAGGGCAGGUUUGGAAGGAUCAGAACGGGGAGGCAGAGGCUGUUGCAGAUGCCCGGGUGAGGGAGAAAGGACGACCACUGCGGGUCACUAGGGGUGGGAGAGGCAGGGAUGGCGUUUCCUCAUGGGCCAGGGUCCGCCCCACACCCAGGAGGAAGGUGGGCAUGGCAGCACCCGGGGGGGGGCCCGAGGAGCCCCGUGUGGGGAAGCAGGUGCCUGCCCAAGCCCUGCUCUGGAGCCAAGGUUCAGUCUGUGAGUGGGACCGGGACGGGGGAGGCCGGGGCAGGAGGGAGUGACGGGGUGGGGGGCAUCUCCAUUUGGGCCACCAGUGGGGAUUCGCUGGGCCCCACUCUCUCAGGGAGGGGGCUCUUGUGCUCUGUGUGAAGUGUUUUGGCAACAGGCAGACAGCUUUGUAGGCUGGUCAGUCAGCAUCUCACCCUCUCCCCAAGUUCUGUUCCGCUGAACUCGCCAAAGGGAGCGACAGGUGCUGGGUGUUCUCCACGCAGGGGCCUUGUGCUUUGUAACAAAGCCAUGUUUUGGUUUCUUGACCUGGACAAGGGUUGGAGCUCAUCUGAUCCAACAUCUGUAGGACGUGGUCUCCGGCCAGUGGGAAGGCAGACUUGCUUCCCAGAGUGCUUUCAGGAGGGCAGGAAACAGGAAACUGUGCCGUCACUAGGGCAUUUGUUUGGGGAUAUAGGUGUCUGUCUGGGUCCUGCCCCCGUGGGGUCGCCCUUGACCAGGCGGGCAGGGAGAUCUGGGGAGGGGUCAGGCUGGUGGCCUGCACUUCUGUCUGUGCGUAGCUCUGUUGGGGAGCAGGACUGAAGAGGCAGCUGUGGUUUUGAGUCUUUAGGUUGGACCUAUGAAGGGUCCCAGGUACACUGACAACCCAUCAGCCUUUUGGGGGUAACCAGAACCCCCAGGCCAGGUGUCUAACUAGUGGCCUUUUUGUUUACCCCCGUGGGCCACAGAAUAUCGUGGGGUUUGUUUGAGUGCCACAGUGUGGAAAUACAGGGGAACACUGCUUUAGAUGUGUCCGUGGAAAAACUUUCUGUGAAGGGCCGGCUGCGCCGGACUGUGGCCCUGGGCAGCGAUCUGUAGGUGCUGCCGCGGCGGGAGCGCCUGCCGUCUGCCAGUGCCCACCCAGCCUCCCACAGAGGCUUCCGGACUCCGGACUGGAGUGCGCCCUGGGGAGGGGGGCAGGGGGGCAGGGAGGCCCGUCUCUGCCUGUGAGGACCGUAGCCAACGGGAGGGCUGGCGGCAUAAGACGAAGUGCGGAAGGGGUGUCAGGGAAGUUGCAGGUGGCAGGUGUCCAGAGGAGAGGGGGACCGGCUGAGUCGGGACAGCCAAGCAGGGAGGCAGCUGGGGAGAAGGGGGUGGGCCCGGGGCCGGGCGAGGGAGUGCUGGGCUGAGGACCGCGGGCUCCCGUGCGGGGGCGGUGAGCCAGCAAAAGGUUUUGCUCAGGAUUGUAAAGGGACCACAAGUGCACUUUUGAAAUGUCACUCUGGUCAUGGAAACCAGGUCUCUGGUUACAAAUGGUGUUUUUCAGUUUAUUCUGGACUUGUCAGCUGACAGCUUGGUUCCUGUCAGGGUUCAAGGCCCAGAGUGGCAGUGUUUCCAGCCAGCGGUGUUGGGCUGGUGAGCGCCACACUUUUCAACAGGUAGUUUGACAAGAUCUUCUGUCUCCAGGUGUUUGUUUUGUCGCUGUCCUAAAAACCAUUUAAAAGGGCAAGACAAGUGCAACAUUCUGUCUCAAAUCUAAUUUUGGCCUGGGGCGUUCGUUGAUGUGAGGGUGAAAAUGCCAGGGAGCCCGUCCCUUGCUUCAGACCGAGUCACGUGGCAGGAAAGCUUUACGGAGUACGUGCGCAGGCCUGCGGCCAGCACCUCCAAAGGGGUGGCAGUCUGGAGUUCCAAGAAAUCUACAAACCACCGAGGCAGGGAGCGUGGGGUUCAUCUGGAAGCAGGUGUUGCUCAGGUGCAUCACAGAUGGCUCUAGGCCAGGCUUCCGGGUGGGUGCGGGGGAGACUGAGGCACACCAGACACCCCCUAGGUGCUCGGUGUAGUCGGGGCAGCAGAACGCACCCUAAAGGUGUGCAGUGUUCUCCACUCCCAAAGCACUGUGCCUUCCCUCAGGUUUCUGGGCAAGUGGAUCAAGCUCUCCCAGCUCUGUACUGCGAGCCGGCUUCCUCACGGCCUGUGGACACUCGGGGGCAAGCCAGGAGGUGAGGGGUAGGGCACUGCCCUGAGCGGACAGACAGGUGUGUGGAGGGUAUUAGACAGGUGCACCGUGCUCAGAGGGCAGCCCUCCAGCCCUUGGUGGAGGGUUAGGAGGGUGUUAGGGUGUCUGGGUAGGAAACCACUGAAAACUUAGGGAACUGGAUGCCACCUGCUCUGAGUGAAGUUAGGGCUCGUCUUCGCCGAGAAUCUGUGCCUCUGAGGUGCACUGGCUGCUCUUGGGCUUGUCUGGCUCGCUCUCAUGGGGGAUCUGCCUCUUGCAUUUUGCUGCCUGGUCUUCCUCUUGAGGUGCGGAGGGGCUCUUGGGGGUCUGACAGCAGGUGGGAACAGUUCUGAGGAGCAGCACUCCUGGUGUUUCUAGAGGGGUUUCUGGGCUCGUGGGAGAGAAAAGACCAAGGCUGGGUCUGGCUGUGCUGUGGUGGGGGAGGCCGCCCAGGCCUGUGCUGUGACUCUGCUCUCCCGGGGAGGCUCUGGGGUGCAAGGCCCGAGUCAUCUUCUGACUCCGUUCCUGCUUGGGGGUGGGGCGGGGCAGGGGCAGGUGAAGGUCAGAAAGUUCACUUGCUGGCUCCAGCCGAAGUAUUUCUGCUGCUCCAGUAAGUCAGGUUCUUUUCCUUUUUGUUCAUGGAAGGGAGUUUUAGAUAGCAAAGACACCAUGAAAACAUUCCCUCUCCACAGGGAAUUCAAUUUAGAAAAGUUGCAUUCAAGUGUCCGGCCUCUUUGCCUCUCUUUGGGCUGAGCGCUGCUCCUGUCCUCCUCAAGAAAGGGGAUCCUGCUGCACCCCUGCGGCUUGAGGAAUGUGGUUGGUGGGUCAGUGGCGAGACACAGGGAUCCAGGUCUGCUCGUGGUGCUCCCCCGGCCUCCUCGGGACACCCUCAGUGCCUCCCGUGCUGCCACUGGACAGGUCCUGUCCCUUACCCUAAAGGCACCUCAUGCAGCAGCCCUAUACCGUCAGGCGGGGCUCCCAGUGCACCCCUACUUUGUAGAGGUGACACUGAACAUUGCUUGUUCCCUUGCUGUUUCUCAGCUAUGGGCCCUGCCAUGGCUCUGGGGGAGGUGGCUUAGCUCCUGUUCAUUGCUGACUUCCUGGGCAGAAGGACUUGUUCUUUAGAAUACAGCUGGGGAGCCAAAUCGCAGGCAUCACAGGGCAUCUCCCAGGAAUCACAGGUGGCUCUGCUGUCUCCGUUCUCCAGACUGACUUCCCCUCCAGCAACUCGGGGCAUCUCAGUGAAUGCUUGGUCCAGGUGGGCAUCUUCGUCCCUCAUUGUCUUCUGAGUCAGGAGCCACCUCCCAUGGCAGACACUUCACGCCCUUCAGCCCUUAGCAGUGUUCACCCUGUUUUCUCCCGAAGUAUCUUUGAACUCAGGCCUUUCACCAGGGACCCUCCUGCCGGCCUGGUGUGCUGAACCUUUGGUCUGUGUAAGUGGCUAGUCGGGGUCCAGCUGCAUCCUCAGAAGGCAGGUCUCCUGAGGCUGUCCUCAUUAGGGCGAGGGCACAUUGAGGAACAAGGUGCGCUGGGAAAGGGGCUGGCCUGGGGCUUGUCUCCUCUGUUAGCCCCCCAGCCUAUGCAUCCUGGUCUCCCUGCUGCAUAGUCUUCCUGGAGAGGGGCCUGUAGGACUUGCUUCUCACCCACUCCACGAACAGACAGCUCUGUGGGAGGGUGGCAGCCAGCCUAGCGUGGGGCUUCCCUCCCGGAGGAAGGCGGCCUUGCUCAGACCCGGCGGUCGGGGGUGCCGGAGGCAUGGAGAAGACUAGUGGUCCCCUGCUGCACAGCUCCCACACCCCAGCCAGUGCACUCUCAGCUGUAGCGCUCUCACUCUGGUCUGGUGGUGGCCCAGGUAGUUUUUAGAAAUUUAAAAUACCUAUCUAUUUACUGGUUUUUUUUUCUGAAUACGCAAGUGUAAAUAGUAUAAUUUGCAGUGCAAAGUCCUCGGCAAUAACUUUGUUGUGUACUAUGUUGUACUAUGUUAAACAAACGCUGGAAACCGCGAGCACCAUGGAUUGCCCUUCCCCUCGGGGUAGCGGCGUGUCGGACUCUGAAGCAGCAGCCUGCGUGUGUGGACUGUCACCAGUGCCUCGCCCAGAGAUGCCCGGCCUUGCUGCACAGGGACUCUGCCACCCGACCCCCACAGGCAGCGCCUUCGCACUGACCACAGUGGACUCUGCCCUAGACUGGCCCCAUCUGGCUGCUGCCGACUGUCUGUGCUGACCUGACGUGUUGCGUUUCCCCCACUUGGAUGAAUAAAAAUAAAAGCUUCUGUCUUAA
Molecule: messenger RNA, 14074 nt
Organism: Phyllostomus hastatus (greater spear-nosed bat)
Lineage: Eukaryota; Metazoa; Chordata; Mammalia; Chiroptera; Phyllostomidae
Gene: STRBP
Product: spermatid perinuclear RNA binding protein
Exons: 18
Coding region: 326-2272 (648 amino acids)
Cellular component (GO): precatalytic spliceosome
Molecular function (GO): single-stranded RNA binding; double-stranded RNA binding
Source: RefSeq, a predicted model, not a curated record